Dendroctonus ponderosae (mountain pine beetle) is the source of this 707-nucleotide messenger RNA. RefSeq names its product malignant T-cell-amplified sequence 1 homolog (gene MCTS1). The record is from RefSeq and is a predicted model, not a curated record. The transcript has 6 exons. NCBI's taxonomy places the organism in Eukaryota, Metazoa, Arthropoda, Insecta, Coleoptera, Curculionidae. Gene Ontology annotation, biological process: formation of translation preinitiation complex. Bases 115 to 663 code for a protein of 182 amino acids. Gene Ontology annotation, molecular function: RNA binding.
AAUACUUCACUGUCUUGUUGUUUUCAACUUCAGAAUAAUAAACUUAACCACACUUUUCAGUGCUUUCAACCUGGCAUUAAAUUAUCAAUAGAGCCCCAUUUCGUUAGCACUAAAAUGUUUAAAAAGUUUGACGAAAAGGAGAGUAUAUCCGGUGUUUUGCAACUGAAAUCAUCUGUUCAGAAAUCGAUCCGAGCCAAAAUUUUGGAGUCCUAUCCCUUCUUGGAUAACUAUUUAGAUGCUAUUUUGCCCAAGAAAGAUGUAUUUAAACUAGUCAAGUGCCAUGAUCAUAUUGAAAUCAUCGUGAAUUCUGCUGGGGAGCAGCAGUUUUUUAGGCACAGAGAAGGACAAUGGAUGCCCACCUUGAGACUACUUCACAAAUAUCCAUUUUUCCUUCCCAUGCAGCAAGUAGACAAAGGCGCUAUUCGCUUUGUGCUUAGCGGAGCUAAUAUAAUGUGUCCUGGACUCACAUCACCCGGGGCUCAAAUGACCGAAGUUCCAAAAGAUGCUAUAGUCGCUAUAAUGGCAGAAGGCAAAGAGCAUGCUCUGGCAAUUGGUCGAACGACUUUAUCUACUGAAGAUAUAGCGAAGGUUAACAAAGGAAUAGGAGUGGAAAAUUGUCAUUAUCUGAACGAUGGGCUCUGGCAAAUGAAAUUAGUUAAAUAAAUUGCUCUCGCUUGCAAAUCAAUAAACUGUAAUUUGUUUAGCAA